GCGUGAACCAGUGAUGCAGCCCCUUCUUUUCUUUUAACCCAUUCAUAGCCAAGUCCUGCUCUGUAGAACUAUGGUCAUUUGCUUAUAUCUUUACACUAAAGUCAGACUCAUGAUGAAUUGUUCAUUAGUGAGGUCCAACAUUGCAACUAAUACAAUGCCCUGUACAUAAUAUUUAUUAAAUAAGUGAUUUUUUUAAUAAGUAGGGAUUUAGCAACCAUUUUUAGCCCAGUGUAUCUCAAUAUUCUGCACCUGGAAACAAAAACUAGGGCACAAAGCCAUACCCCAGACCAAAUAGAUCAGAUCCUCUGGGGAUGGGGCCUGGACAUUUUUUAAAGCAUAUAUAUGAUUCCGUGUGCCACAGGGUAUAGUUGAGAAUCACUGAUGAAUUAAAUUUGCUCCUUUUUUUUUUUUUUCCAGGGAGAGAGUGGAGGCUCAAAAUCAUGAUUUCAUACUUGAGAAAUAGAUUUGUGUUACACAUUUUCUGUAGUCGCUAGUUCAGUGGGGGAAAUUGUUAUAUCCCAGCAUAUUUGCUGUAACUAUAUGCUAAGACUGAUUGUGAUCAGUACAUUGUACUAAACUGGAGAAAUGUUAAUUUCUUCCAAAUUUCAUCUUUUAGGGGCCUAAAGUAAUGGCAUGAUACAUGAUUUUUAUGGAGAUGUGCUGGAUGACUUGUCAUAAUAUCUCCUAGGGAGGAGACUGUUGAAACUGAAUAGCUAUCUGGUUUCCACCUGUUAACUGUGUAUUUUCAGUAACUGUUCUAUUUAGGACAUUACAAACCCAAAGUAUGUUUCAUAUUGCCCUAUGUCUGGGGAUAAAAAAAUUUCAAAAGAGGUCAUUUUACACUUUUUCCACUGUUUCAUCCUCACAACUACUCUCAGAGGAGGGUAGGGCAGGUAUCAUUAGCUCUAUUUUACAGAUGAAGAGAAACUCAGUCACUAAGGUCAUGUAUUUGUCAGAGCACCAUAACAUGGUGUGGGAAGUGAAGACAAAUCAGAUGCCUAAUGCAGUACAGAAACUCCUGUUGGUGAUGGACAAGAGAGCCUCAGGAAUGAAUGACUCAUUGGAGUUGCUGCAGUGUAAUGAGAAUUUGCCAUCUUCACCUGGAUAUAACUCCUGUGAUGAACACAUGGAGCUUGAUGACCUUCCUGAACUUCAGGCAGUUCAAAGUGAUCCUACCCAAUCUGGCGUGUACCAGCUGAGUUCAGAUGUUUCACAUCAAGAAUACCCAAGAUCAUCUUGGAACCAAAAUACCUCAGACAUACCAGAAACUACUUACCGUGAAAAUGAGGUGGACUGGCUAACAGAAUUGGCAAAUAUUGCGACCAGUCCACAAAGUCCACUGAUGCAGUGCUCAUUUUACAAUAGAUCAUCUCCUGUACACAUCAUAGCCACUAGCAAAAGUUUACAUUCCUAUGCACGCCCUCCACCAGUGUCCUCUUCUUCGAAGAGUGAACCAACCUUCCCUCAUCACCAUUGGAAGGAGGAAACACCAGUAAGACAUGAAAGGGCAAAUAGUGAGUCAGAAUCUGGCAUUUUCUGCAUGUCCUCCCUGUCAGAUGAUGAUGAUUUGGGAUGGUGCAAUUCCUGGCCUUCAACUGUCUGGCACUGUUUUUUGAAAGGCACACGACUGUGCUUUCAUAAGGGAAGCAAUAAGGAAUGGCAAGAUGUUGAAGAUUUUGCUAGAGCUGAAGGCUGUGAUAAUGAGGAAGAUCUUCAAAUGGGCAUUCAAAAGGGCUAUGGUUCUGAUGGUCUAAAGUUGUUAUCACAUGAAGAAAGUGUAUCAUUUGGCGAGUCUGUACUGAAGUUGACUUUUGAUCCUGGUACAGUAGAAGAUGGUUUACUUACCGUAGAGUGUAAGCUGGACCACCCUUUCUAUGUUAAAAAUAAAGGUUGGUCAUCAUUUUAUCCAAGCUUGACUGUGGUACAGCAUGGCAUUCCAUGUUGUGAAGUUCAUAUUGGCGAUGUAUGUCUACCUCCUGGACACCCCGAUGCCAUUAAUUUUGAUGAUUCAGGUGUUUUUGAUACAUUUAAAAGCUAUGACUUCACACCUAUGGAUUCUUCCGCAGUUUAUGUGUUAAGUAGUAUGGCUCGCCAGCGUCGUGCAUCUUUGUCUUGUGGAGGACCUGGUGGUCAAGACUUUGCAAGAUCUGGAUUCAGUAAAAACUGUGGCUCACCUGGAUCAUCACAGCUCUCUUCCAAUUCUUUGUAUGCUAAAGCUGUCAAAAACCACAGCUCAGGGACUGUGAGUGCCACUUCUCCUAAUAAGUGCAAAAGACCAAUGAAUGCCUUCAUGCUUUUUGCCAAAAAAUACAGAGUUGAAUAUACUCAGAUGUAUCCAGGGAAAGAUAACAGAGCCAUAAGUGUGAUCCUUGGUGACAGGUGGAAGAAAAUGAAGAAUGAAGAGAGAAGAAUGUACACAUUAGAAGCAAAGGCUUUGGCUGAAGAACAGAAACGUUUAAAUCCUGACUGUUGGAAGAGGAAAAGAACCAAUUCAGGCUCACAACAACAUUAAACCAGGAUGCUUAUGUUCUUAAGUCUAUUUGCAUAUACAUUGACUCUUGAUGGAAAGACUUAAGUAAGAAGAUCAAGGUCUCACCAUUUGUCCUCAAUUCGUGUGACCGUAAGAUACUGAUAGCAUUGAGUCUUGAAAUGAUUUAAUAAUAUGAGUGAGGAUUUGCUUUCUCCAUUAGAGCAUUAAGCUAAAACUAUCAACAUUUUAAACCAAAUUGCCUUAUUUUUCUUCCAAACUUCAUAUAUGUCUAUCAGGUAAUAUAGGCUUGAAAAUUGAUAUCCUGUGGUGCUAAAGUACAGUAGAAAGAGAGGAGAAGUGUAUACAUGUUUUAUUUUAAAUUGUACGAAAGGGGAAUUUAAAAAAUACGUAACUGCUGUUUAUACAUUGGCUCCUUACUGCUUAUUAAUCUAUAUUGUACACAUGAUGGAAUGAAGCAGAAGCUGGGAGUCGGCCUUUCCUUGAGUAACCACCACAUGGCUCAGCAUCUGUGCCAAACAUAGGCGCUCCUAGUCUGGUCAGUGCCAAGAGGCUACCAGAACAUGUGGUAGGUGGCUGGUGUUGGUGUCCCAGCCUAAGAGCCACCUGCUACAGUUACCAUGGCAUGCUGAGUUGAUGCACCAGGUGGCAGCAGCCAUCCGUUAUUUCCAGUGGAGACCUAGCCCAGGCCAAGGUAAAGUUAGUUAAUAGCAUUGGGAUAUAGUCACUGUAAUGGUGCUAUUAACAGUCAACACCAUUGUAUUUUUUAACUUCGUGUUCUGUAUCUCCUCAGCCAUGUAUCUUAAAUGUAUUUUGUCAUCAUAAUCUUUAUGGUGGGGGCAGACUUUGCACUUAUUGCAGUGCAACACUUGCACUUUAAUUUUCCUCCAACUGUCUAAAAUUAGAGCAAAUACAUUGGCAAUACAGCUGCUUUUGCUCUGAGCUACAAUCAUGGCUUUUCAUGUUACUUACCAAGUGGUGUUUCUGGUUAGGAAUCACAGCUGUAAAAUUGAUUUCAGUUCAUUACACUUCUUCAUGAUGUUGCCCCUAAAUUUUGCACACUAUAUUCUUGUAUAUUAUUUCAAAUAAAUGGAAAAAAAAGUUACUUA
This is a messenger RNA of Nomascus leucogenys (northern white-cheeked gibbon), 3597 nucleotides long. RefSeq names its product HMG-box transcription factor 1 (gene HBP1). Gene Ontology annotation, biological process: regulation of transcription by RNA polymerase II. The transcript has 11 exons. The record is from RefSeq and is a predicted model, not a curated record. Gene Ontology annotation, molecular function: protein binding; RNA polymerase II cis-regulatory region sequence-specific DNA binding; DNA-binding transcription factor activity, RNA polymerase II-specific. Gene Ontology annotation, cellular component: nucleus. The coding region runs from base 785 to 2512 and encodes 575 amino acids. NCBI's taxonomy places the organism in Eukaryota, Metazoa, Chordata, Mammalia, Primates, Hylobatidae.